This is a messenger RNA of Suncus etruscus (white-toothed pygmy shrew), 3489 nucleotides long. It is a transcript of the gene PALB2, whose product is annotated as partner and localizer of BRCA2. Gene Ontology annotation, molecular function: DNA binding; protein binding. The record is from RefSeq and is a predicted model, not a curated record. The transcript is spliced from 13 exons. NCBI's taxonomy places the organism in Eukaryota, Metazoa, Chordata, Mammalia, Eulipotyphla, Soricidae. The coding region runs from base 1 to 3489 and encodes 1162 amino acids. Gene Ontology annotation, cellular component: nucleoplasm. Gene Ontology annotation, biological process: double-strand break repair via homologous recombination.
AUGGAAGAUUCUUCCGGAGGGAAGCUCUUGAGCGAUGCGGAGAAGGAAAAGUUGAAGGAAAAAUUAGCGUUCUUGAAAAGAGAAUACAGCAAGACACUAGCCCGCCUGCAGCGUGCCCAAAGAGCUGAGAAACUUAAGAAUUCCAGUAAGAAAAUAGUGGGAGAACAUGACUGCUUGUUCCAGCAGGAAAUUUUAUCACAGCUAAACCUUUCAGAACCUAAAAAUACAGCAUCUCCUUGUGAUCCAUUACAAACCAAUACUGUUCUUGAUGAAGAAACUGGAGAAAGGACACCUGUCACUCUUGACGUUGACCCAGAAUCCCUUACCCCUGACAAUGGUCCUGUGGAAGAAUUUUAUCUACAGAGAACAGAUGUGAGCCAAGAACAUUUUUUCUACAGAGACAGUGUCCUUGAUGGUGAGAAAACUCAGGGUAAGCUGCCAGGGAGGAAGAAGCAGCAGCAGAAGAGAACAUUAACCUCAAAGGAGGGACACACUAUCUUUGAUGCUGAGUCUUUUGUACUCUCUGAAGGAAGACUAAAGAGACAGGGAGAAAUCAAUAGGGACAAUCCUAGGACCCCAGUAAGUGAAAAAAUAACUUGCCUUUUAACUCCUAAGUAUGACAUUCCAGAUUGUCCUGUAGCACUCACAGAAGCUGAUAGAGAGGGGGUGUUUAUGUCAUCAACUGCCAAGCCCCAUUUGGCCCUACGAAAAGGAAAUCCUUUUCCCAGGGGGACUUCACUUCCUUUGCAUUCUUCAUUAGAUAGUAGUAGUCAACACAAUCUAUCAAAAGGCAACUGUGAACUGGCUGCGCAAAGUGUUUUGAAAAACAUGACAAUCUUUAAAGAUAUCCCAGAGAUAAAUAAAGGUGAAUAUACAAAUAACCAGAUGUCCAGAUGUCUUCACUUAGAGACAGGCAGCUUACCUUCUAUAAAUGAAAACACCUCUGAUAAUUUAUUGGCACAUGAAAACCAAAACUUAAGUGAACAUCACACAAUGGCAUCUGUAGAAUCUCCCAGUAACAGCCUGAAAUACAGAAAUGGGUGUCUUGAAGAACAGAUGGUUGGAAGUCAGUCUGAGAUUAUCAGUCCUGAAGGAACUGCUCCUAUUUCUGAAGAAAAUCAAGCACAUUCUUGCACAGUGAUUGAAGGACUUCUCUUUCCUGCAGAAUAUUACGUUAGAACAACGCGACACAUGUCAGAUUCCCAGAGGAAAGUUGCCCUAGAAGCUGUAAUCCAAAAUCAUUUAGGUGCCAGAAAGAAAAAUUUGAAAAAUAAAAAGGAAGCAACUGAAAAUGUAAGUCUUGCCUCUGAAGAAACUGAACACAGUGGAACUGGGAUACUUGCUCCAGGCAUGGACCAAUCAAAUUCAAACAGACCUCAGAUACUUCACUCCUUAAAUCUAGUCAGGUCGACCCUGGGAUCCACUGAAGAUGGCCUUUCAAAGAAGUUAGUGUCUCAGCCUUUGGGUGGAAAACACAGAGGAAAAAGUAAGUCAAGUGUCUCCUCUGCAUUAGAUCGUCAUAAACUACUUUUGCCAACUUCUGACAGUUCUCUUGCUGCUAGAUCCAAGGAACAAGUUCCCUUCAUUAUCAUUGAUGUUAUUACAGUGACCAGGGUCAUGCACUUGGCCACUGUGCUCUCUGAGGCAGGGAAAGAAGUUUGUGAUCAAAAAGAGGAUUCUCUGUGUCCUGAUAAUGCAUACUUACCUUUGGAUAAUAGUGCCUUCAGUACUCCAUUUCUUAGGAAUGAAAAGCAAAUUUUAAAGCAUCUGUCAUCUUUUCUCAAAGUCAGAGACUUUGAGUUACCUGAUGCGGAUUUCAGACUUCUUAAACUUGAAAAACUAAAGUCCUGCCCAAAAAAGCCAGGGAAACUUUUUGAAUCAAAGUAUCAAGAAAGGCGUCUUAAUCGUAAGGAGGAAAACAGGGUGGCUAUGGAGGAACACACUCCUAAACCGGUAGAGAUGGAAGAUUUAGAGGAGAUCAUUCCACCAAGAAAUGCACGGCACAAACUGUCAAAUCCGAAAACCCAGCCUAAGCACGGGGACCUCUCUUCAUCGGUUCUACUUUUCACUCCCAUAAACACUACUGUACUGGAUGAUAGUGACAAGCCAACCAUGAGUCUGUGUUCGCCCACUUUCCCCAUCUUAGGUACCACGCCAGCUUCGUGCUCCCCAGAACACUGUGAAAAACUGUCUGCAUCUGCAGACGGUAUGCAGAGGAGCUGUAAAUCCUGCCUUUCUCCCACAAAUACCAUAAGCAGUCUUUAUGAGGAUGGUAAACAGUGCACCAGGCAGACCAGCCCACGGAAUUUAGGUAGCAACAUGGGCGGGUCAGAGUGGAAAGGAUGGCCCGCCUGUGAUCCAGGUCCUCAAGCUGUGUUAGCCGUGUGCGAAGAAAAUCCACUCAGGAAUCUAUACCAGGAAUCACAGACAAAAUCCACUGAGCAGACUGAACUAGAAGGCCGUCCUUCAUAUGAUAACUUAAAACCAGGCAGCCUGCAGUUAGUUUCAAAGCUAAAGCAUCCUUCAGGUUCAUGCUCUGUGGAUGUGAGUGCUGUGUGGUGGGAAAUAGCUGGUGUCAAAGAGCCAUGUAUAAUAACAGCUUGUGAAUACCUAGUUUCUCUGUGGAGGCCCCUGGAUACUUUGCAGUGGGAAAAAAUGUAUUCCUGGCACUUCACCGAGGUUCCAAUAUUACAAAUAGUUCCAGUGCCUGGUGUUUGUAGUCUUGUGUGUAUGGCUUUGGGAAAUUUGGAAAUCACAGAAAUCAGGGCAUUAUUUUAUUCCUUGGAUGACACAAGUGAAAAGCAAAUACUAUUGAGUUCUGGGAAUAUCAAAGCUGUACUUGGCCUGGCAGAGCGGAGACUUGUCAGUAGCUGUGGGACCCAUUGUGAUCAGCAAGUAGAAGUCAUGACAUUUUCCGAAGAUGGAGGAAGCAAGGAAAAACAAUUUUUGAUGUCCCCUGAAGAGACCAUAGUAACUUUUGCUGAGGUCAAAGGGAUGCCAGAAGCCCUGCUUGGUUCCACUAUAAUGAACAACAUUGUGAUUUGGAAUUUAAGAACUGGCCAACUUCUGAAAAAGAUGAGCAUUGGCGAUGCCUACCAGGCCUCAGUCUGUCACAAAGCCUAUGCUGAAAUGGGGCUCCUCUUUAUCGUUCUGAGUCAUCCUUGUCCCAAAGAGAGUGAGCGCACGGGGAACCCUGUGUUCCAGCUGAUUGUGAUCAACCCUAAGACAACCCUGAAUAUGGGGGUGAUGCUCUACUGUCUUCCUCAGGGGCAGGUGGGAAGGUUCCUGGAAGGUGACGUGAAAGACAAUUUUGCAGCUGCUGUCUUGACUUCAGGCAAAAUUGCCAUUUGGGAUUUACUUCUAGGGCAUUGCACUGCUCUCUUGCCCCCUCUUUCUGACCAAAAUUGGUCCUUUGUUAAAUGGUCAGGUACAGACUCUCACUUGCUGGCUGGACAAAAAGAUGGGAAUAUAUUUGUGUACCGUUACUAA